Messenger RNA from Oncorhynchus mykiss (rainbow trout), 2109 nucleotides. It is a transcript of the gene atf6, whose product is annotated as activating transcription factor 6. Gene Ontology annotation, biological process: endoplasmic reticulum unfolded protein response; regulation of transcription by RNA polymerase II. The record is from RefSeq and is a predicted model, not a curated record. Gene Ontology annotation, cellular component: nucleus. NCBI's taxonomy places the organism in Eukaryota, Metazoa, Chordata, Actinopteri, Salmoniformes, Salmonidae. Gene Ontology annotation, molecular function: RNA polymerase II cis-regulatory region sequence-specific DNA binding; DNA-binding transcription factor activity, RNA polymerase II-specific.
AUUUACGGUAAAGCAAGACGUGUAUCUUGUUUUUUUUAAAGUAGAACAGGAAGAACAUUUAUCUGUGAAAACGAACCAGCAACAUGUACAGCCGAUGCUAAGCUUAUGACCUAUUAGAAUAAACUAUUUCUUUAAAAUCGGUUACUAAUGUAUUCGAGGAAGUAUGUCGUCCGAUUUAAUGUUAGACUUCGAGACUCAAGAACAACAAAUGAUGAACAGUGAAACUGGCACCAUGUCCAUCGACCAGGAUGGCGAGUGGGACAUCAGCCUGUUUGACGAGCUGGACAACCUUGGAGAUGCAGACAAACUUUUUCAGGGCUUGGAGUGCGUGGGAUAUGCCGGCGAUGCCCCAGACCUCGACUUUGACAUCGACCUGCCUCCCUGGAGCACUGACACAGGCAGCACCUACACAGAUGGGGAUCUGAGUGUGGACUCUCUCUCUCCUGCCCAUACCAUGAGCUCUGUCACCUCGCCUGCAUCCCGAGAGGCCCUGUCACCUUACUCCAUACAAGAGGAUCUAGCCCAAUCUCCUCAGCCCUCUCCUGCCGUCUCUGUCUGCUCCGAGUCCAGUGGCUUCUCAGAGCCCCCCCUGCCCCUGGCCAAGAGGGCCCCCAAGAGGACCAAUCAGGCUACGCGAGUGAAGAGGCCUAUCCAGCUCACCCCCAAGGUGUCCAUCCAGCCCAGACCAGUUGUAAUGGCUGUACCCCAGCAUGCCGCGGGCCCUCUCCAGACCAUCAUCAUCCAGCCCCUGCAGACCACCCUGGUGCCUCACCCUGCUGUGGUCAAACCUGCCCCUGUCAGCAUACAGCCAGCGCCACCUAUAGGUGGUCCGUUGGUGCUGUGCCAGCCGGCCCAGGUGCUGCAGAUCCACACUCCACAGGCAGUCACCGGGCACCUGGUUACCAUGCCAACACUGACCCAAGAGAGGCCCGCCCCCAUUGCAGUCACACUCCACAGCCCUGGCUCUGACGAAGAUUCGAAGGUGUCCCAGAGGCAGCAGAGGAUGAUAAAGAACAGGGAGUCAGCGUCUCAGUCCCGUAAGAAGAAGAAGGAGUACCUGCAGACGCUGGAGGUCCGUCUCAAGAUGGCGCUGUCUGAGAACCAGCUGCUCAAGAAUGAGAACGGCACCCUGAAGAGACAGCUGGAGGGACUACUGUCAGAGAACACGGUUCUGAAGACCAGUGCUCCUAAGAGGCGGGCCAUUUGUCUCAUGGUUGUGCUGGUGUUCCUCAUGCUCAAUGUGGGACCAAUGAGUUUGUUUGAAGGUGGCCGUGGCUCUAAACUUCAGGCUGGCUCCAUGCACAGCGGCAGACAUCUGCUGGACUUCUCCCCAGAGACAGACACCUCGGUGGGCCCCGAAUCCCUCCAGACCACCCCUCCGACCCACAGUUCGGAGGACAAGGCUUUGAUGGUGGUGAAGAAGGAUCCUCUGUUCUUCGGACCUCCUCCUCCCUGUCUGCCGCCUGUCAACAGGACCAAAUGCCUCAGGUUGAACCAUGAGCUGCGAGGCUGGGUCCAUCGACAUGAGGUGGAGCGGACCAAGACCAGACGCAUGAGCAACAGCCAGCACCGGGCAAACAGGACUAUCCCUAAAGAGGAUAAGAAGGCUGAGGUGUCCCAGGUCCUAACAGUCCAGUACACUGACUCCACAGAGAAGAGCCCAGGUAAUGAGCUGCAGGUGUACUUCGCUCCUCACCGCACCUACAACGACUUCUUUGACGAGAUCCAUCGCCGUGGAGACACCUUCUACGUGGUGUCUUUCCGCAGGGAUCACCUUUUACUUCCCGCUACCAGCCACAACAAAGGAAGUAGGCCCAAGAUGUCCGUGGUGUUGCCAGCCAUGAACAUUAAUGAUCGUGUGAUCAAGGACCAGGAGUUUGAGGUGAUGAUGCAGAUUGACUGUGAGGUCACAGACACCCGGAUCCUCCACAUCAAGUCCUCCAGUAUCCCACCAUUCCUGCGUGUCAACCGCACCGACACCCUGUACCCGCCUUCACCUGCGGACAGCAAGGCCACGUCUCCUGUCCAGGUGCUCAUGGGUUCCGCGUAACCUCUAUCAACCAAUCGAAUUGACGCACAAACCCGUAACUCCCACCAACCAAUUGAACA